Dreissena polymorpha is the source of this 1217-nucleotide messenger RNA. Its product is annotated as ATP synthase subunit s, mitochondrial-like. The coding region runs from base 122 to 751 and encodes 209 amino acids. The record is from RefSeq and is a predicted model, not a curated record. Lineage: Eukaryota; Metazoa; Mollusca; Bivalvia; Myida; Dreissenidae. The transcript is spliced from 5 exons.
GAUUGUCGGUGUUUUGAAGGAAACUAUAUUUGUAAGACUAGCAAAAUAUGGGAAAUGUCAGUUACUUAAUCUAAGAUAUUUAUCAUUUAUUUGUUUGAAAUAAUUAAGUUAAACUCAAAUUAUGCUGAGAUCAAUUUCUACACUGAUCAAGAGGGGACAGCAGUUUAAGUCGACAGUCCCAGGUCUAGCAAGUGUCACUGCUACAGGCAGAUAUGUGCAAUGCAGACAGUUCAUGAAAAUGCUGGAUUCUAUUUUGAAUCUCUUAGAUUCCAAGAGGUUGGAUGUGGUAGGCCCAGACCGGCUGUGUGCUGAGUGGAUCCUCAAGACAGGAGGGCGGGUCAGGUGGGCGGGGUCAGAUACGUGGCUGCAGGACUUCAACUUCCUGCCUCCAGAGGACUUUGAGGUCAAGCUGCAGGACGUAGAUGCCACUGAAUGUGCAAUCAUGAUCAGGGGGUUCGAACAUUUUAAGAACUGUAAGCACAUCCGGUCGAUGAAGUUCCAUGGCUGUAAAUACCUGACCGAUGACUGCCUGGCCAUGCUCUGGGAACUGAACGAUAGUCUCCGUCAACUGCAGGUCAGCGGCAACAAGAGCAUCUCCGACAAGGGAAUCCUAUACCUCACUGGAUUGACAAACUUGACUGCACUUCACCUGAAGGACCUGCCUGGGGUCAAGAACAAGCCUUUCUGUUAUGGGGAGCUGAAAAAGCAGCUCCCAAAAUGUGACAUUGUGUAUAUGGAUGUUGUGCAGUGAUACGAAAUUCAGCAAGUGACAAGAAUUGUCAAGAGAAAUCUGACUUUUAAUGUAUUCUUCAUGUAUAACAUGAUUUUAUGUUAGAUUGUCCUUUUUAAAAGGGAUCUUGUUUUAUUUUCAGCAAUGGUUUACCCAUAAUUAUAUUAUAAGUCAUUAUGGAUUGUUUAAUUUUACAUUUUGAAGGUUCCAUUUUCACUAAGCUUCAAAGCAUAUUUUUCUCAUAAACCAUUAACAAAUGUUGGUAUUAAGUUUAUUGCCAGUUAAUAUCAUCUCAAGUUGAUUCCCUGGAGGGAGUACUAUGUGUAAUACAAAUGUGUGAUUUUGUUGCAGAUUUAAAUGUAAUCAUAUUGUGAUUAAGGUGAACUGAAAAACUGGGAAAAUAACAAAGUGAAAGUAUUGUUGUGAAGCAAACAGUUUAUUUAUUGCUUUACUUGUACUAUGGUCAAAUAAAUAUGAAGUCGGUAAA